Messenger RNA from Tripterygium wilfordii, 1508 nucleotides. Its product is annotated as WRKY transcription factor 71-like. Gene Ontology annotation, molecular function: sequence-specific DNA binding; DNA-binding transcription factor activity. The transcript is spliced from 3 exons. Lineage: Eukaryota; Viridiplantae; Streptophyta; Magnoliopsida; Celastrales; Celastraceae. Gene Ontology annotation, biological process: regulation of DNA-templated transcription. The coding region runs from base 175 to 1149 and encodes 324 amino acids. The record is from RefSeq and is a predicted model, not a curated record.
UCUCUCUCUCUCUAUCACACACACAAUCACUAGAAAAAGUCUUUUUUCUUGUAAGAACAAAUUCAAGACCAUAAUUCAAACUAGCUUUCUUUCACAUCUCACACACACCUAACACCUUAAGCUUUUUCUUCUUCAUCCUCCUCCUCCUCUUCUUCUCCUCCUCCUCCUUGAUCCAUGUCAAAUAAUGAUCAAAAACAAGAUCCAUUUCAUAAUUAUGAUCCUUUUUACUAUAAUGAUUCGUCAGUCUUUCCAUUCUUCAACAUCACACCCACACAAAAUCACAUACAACCUGCAGCUGCAGGGUUCGAUCCUUCGGUGGCUCCCCCCUCAAACACGAGCUUCACUGACUCCUUAAGUCUUUCCAUGGACUACAACACCCUCUCAAGAGCCUUUGACAUGUCUUGCUCUUCAUCUGAUGUUAUCACUGAUCCCAAUGUUGAAGAAGAUGCUAACUUGAAGAGAUUUGCUGUUGGGGAUCAAAUCCCACCUUCAACUCCAAAUUCAUCAGUCUCUUCCUCUUCCAACGAGGCCGGACCUGAAGAUGAUUCAGACAAGAUCAAGGACAAGCAUCCCAGAGAGAUUAAUACUCAUGAAGAUGCAGCAGAUGACAAAUCUAAGAAAAACAAUGCUAAAAAGAAAGAGAAAAGGCCGAGGGAGCCUCGAUUUGCAUUUCAGACCAAGAGCGAGAUUGAUAAUCUGGAUGAUGGUUACAGAUGGAGAAAAUAUGGACAAAAGGCUGUCAAGAAUAGCCCUUAUCCAAGAAGUUACUACAGAUGCACCAGCCAGAAGUGCAGGGUGAAGAAAAGAGUAGAGAGAUCAUACCAAGACCCAUCAACUGUGAUCACCACUUACGAAGGCCAGCACAACCACCAUUGUCCCGCAACUCUCCGUGGCAACGCAGCAAUGCCAAUGCUGUCCCCUUCUCUUCUCGCCGCCUCCAGGCAUAGGGCCUUUCCCCAACAACUCCUCCUCACUCGCUUGUUUCCAAACCGAGCUGCAGCUGUUCCCACUACUUCCACCAUGCUGUACCAAAACAAUACUACUAUGGCCCAUCAUCAACAUCAACAUGAAGGACAGCUCUAUUUUCCUCCUGACUAUGGCUUGUUGCAGGAUUUAGUUCCCUCUUUCUCCCCCAGGAGCCAUAACUAGAGAAUUAGGUACCUAUUUAUAGUGAGUUUUCAUAUUUAUAUGUAUGUAUGUCACUCACUAAUUAUUUCAUGGAUGAUGAUGCAUGAACUAAUGCCUGCCAGUAUGGCUCACACAUGCCAUUCAAUGCGUAUAUAUCCUUGACUUGUUAUAUUUCACUUGAUAUAUAUGCAUUCAUGGAUGAUGGUGUAGUCUUUCUCUUUGGCAAUUGAAAACCCACUUCUGUCAAAAAAGUGAGUGCUCUCAAGGUUUCCUUUCAAGGAUUUUUUAUACCACUUUGAUAGUGACUGUAUGGGGAUGAGCCUUAUUAGGCACGCCUGCUUAAGCUUUUAUGUGAAAUACAUAUCAUGGACAUUAAUUGU